Messenger RNA from Lactuca sativa (garden lettuce), 309 nucleotides. NCBI's taxonomy places the organism in Eukaryota, Viridiplantae, Streptophyta, Magnoliopsida, Asterales, Asteraceae. The record is from RefSeq and is a predicted model, not a curated record.
AUGUACAGGAAGCUUGUUGGGAGUUUGAGGUACCUGGUACACACAAGACCAGACCUCAAUUACAGUGUUGGAGUGGUGAGCAAGUUUAUGCAAAGUCCUAAACAGAGUCACUAUGCUGCUAUAAAACAUAUCUUGAGAUAUGUGAAGGGAACAACCCAGUAUGGGCUAAAGUAUCACAAGGGAGGCGAUGGAAGACUUGUGGGAUACAGUGACAACAGCUACAACAGUGACUGUGAAGAUAGAAGGGGAACCACUAGAGUAGCUUUCUACUACUCAGGAAAUCUUAUAACAUGGGCUUCGCAGAAAUAG